Messenger RNA from Westerdykella ornata, 1466 nucleotides. Its product is annotated as PEBP-like protein. Gene Ontology annotation, biological process: regulation of proteolysis; regulation of Ras protein signal transduction. The transcript is spliced from 2 exons. NCBI's taxonomy places the organism in Eukaryota, Fungi, Ascomycota, Dothideomycetes, Pleosporales, Sporormiaceae. Gene Ontology annotation, molecular function: peptidase inhibitor activity; phospholipid binding. The record is from RefSeq and is a predicted model, not a curated record. The coding region runs from base 420 to 1256 and encodes 278 amino acids.
GAUGAGACGACAUCCACACCUCCUCCGUCGCGAUGCCGUCGGCAUUCUCAUGCACGCACCAACUGCCGGCAAUGCAAGCCACCCGAGAGGAUGGGGAAUGUGGGAAAUACCUCAUGGAGAUCUGGGACUCGAUCCGCAGGGCCAAGGUGCCAUAAGGCAAUGCUGAAACUGCAACUGCAAGGCGAGAGCAGCAUUUGAGGCUGCUUACGCGGCAGGAAAAGGGUGGAUAUAAACAGCAGUGGCGAUAGUGUCUCUGCAUGAGGAACUACACUCGACAUUUAUAAUUUUGCACGCGUCGGUGUCGUGCACGACUUCUUCGAUUUCUUGUGGCUUGACAACCUUUAGCAGCCACCCAUUGCUACUCUUAAUCCACCCCUCCUACGAUCCGGUAUCCGUAGACGGUUUAUCCUUCUUGCCACAUGCUUCGAAAACCUUCAAUUUCUUCCCUCUUUGCGCUGGCCGCAACAGUACUCGUAGAUCUUGCUGCAUCGCAGCCAGCGCCGGGAAUUGCGCUCCAAGCGGACUCCAACACAUUGGAAGUAAUCUACGGCUCCAACACUGUUGAUCCAGCAGGUGAACUGAUGCCGCGGUCUGACCUCCUCAGUCCCCCAACCUUCCGCCUCCCCAGCCUCCCCAACUCCCCACCCGGCCCCUUCAUCCUCCUAAUGCUCGACUCCGACGUCCCCCGAAACAACAGCCGCGUGCCCCUCCUGCACUGGCUCUCCUCCAACGUCACCCUCUCAACCACCCCCUCAAACUCCAACCCGGCCUCCCUCCGUCUACCCCCCGAAUCACAGCAAGAAGCGCCCUACCGCCCCCCAAAUCCACCCGUAGGCGACUCCCCCCACGCCUACACCUUCCUGCUCUAUGCGUCCCCGGCCUCUGGAUUCUCCCUGCCAGCCAGCGUCAACUUCUCGGAUAUCCAGCAGCGGGUUUUUAGCAGCGAAGACGCGCUCGUUAGGUUCCUGGGGAGUGCUGGGAUCGAGGGUGCGGCGGUGGCGGCGAAUUAUAUGCAGGUGCGGAAUUUGAGUGUGAGUGCGACGGGGACGACGACGUUUCCGCCGCCGAGGGCUACGGGGGCGGCGGGAAAUGGGACUACUGGCGAUGAGAGUGGGAAUGGGGGGAAUAGGAGUGUGGAGUUUGAGGGGUCUGCGGGGAGGAGGGCGGUGGUGCUGGGGAUUGGGGGAGAAGGGGCGUUUUGGAUGGGUGUGGUUGGGAUGGCGGUUGCGGUGGGGAUGGCGGCUGUAAUGUUGUAGUGCAGGUGUGUGUGGUGAAGUUGUAGGUGUACCUAGGGUAGAUAUACAGUUAGUCCUGCUCAGGUUGACGGAGGAAAGCGUCGCUAUGCGUAGCAGAUAUGGAAUCCUCGACUACGUAUCUAGAAGUGUGAAUGGCUAGCGAGGUUGGUUAAGAGAAUUGUAUAGUGUGACUAUAACAUCUCGCAGUUUUGGAAUAGCACACUUCUUGUU